Perca flavescens (yellow perch) is the source of this 3793-nucleotide messenger RNA. RefSeq names its product ER membrane protein complex subunit 1 (gene emc1). The record is from RefSeq and is a predicted model, not a curated record. Gene Ontology annotation, molecular function: protein binding. NCBI's taxonomy places the organism in Eukaryota, Metazoa, Chordata, Actinopteri, Perciformes, Percidae. The coding region runs from base 93 to 2990 and encodes 965 amino acids. The transcript has 23 exons. Gene Ontology annotation, biological process: protein folding in endoplasmic reticulum. Gene Ontology annotation, cellular component: EMC complex.
GGGCAGCACCUCUCAGUCACAAGACUAGAAAGAAGCCAGUCAACUUCCGACUUCCUCCUUCUCUUGAAGAGCAAGCUAAAGCUACUGCUGCAAUGGCAAAGCUAAUUUGGUUGUGCCUGCAAUUUAUCAUGUUAUACAGCACUGUCGAGGCUGUGUUUGAGGAUCAAGUAGGGAAAUUUGACUGGAGGCAGCAAUAUGUUGGCAAGGUUCGCUUUUCCCACUUCGACUCACAUGUGCAGUCAUCCAAAAAGGUGCUUGUGGCAACAGAGAACAAUGUGUUUGCUUCACUCAAUACCAGGACUGGAGAACUCUUCUGGCGGCAUGUAGAUAAGACUGGGCCAGAGGGAAACAUUGACGCUCUUCUGCAACAUGGACAAGAUGCGGUGCUGGUGGUUGGUAAUGGCCGCCUGCUGCGCUCCUGGGAGAUAAAUAUUGGUGGUUUGAAUUGGGAGGUUGUGCUGGACUCUGGCAGUUUCCAGUCGGCAUGUUUAGUUGGACAGCAAGACACCGUGAAACACGUGGCUGUUUUGAAGAAAACUGUCAUCUCUCUCCAUUACCUUUCUAAUGGUCAUCAGAAAUGGAUAGAGAAUCUACCAGAAAGUGAAACUGUGGAUUACCAGGCUGUGUAUUCUGGUGGUAAUGGUGAAGUGUAUGCACUGGGGGUUGUCCCCCAUUCCCACAUUGCAAUUGUUGCUUACAGUUUGGAGGAUGGAGAGAUAAUCAAGCAGAUCUCAGUCGAAGCUCCGUGGCUGUCCAAAAUACAGGCCAGCUGUUCAGUGAUCGACCAGGGGAUGUUGACAUGCGUGGACCCUGCAACAGUAUCCCUGUACAUGCUUGACUUGCACCUGCAGUCCCAGAUGACACAGAUCCCCCUGCAGUCGCUGGGACUUGAAGUCACGCCUGGUUUCCAGCCAGUACUGGUGUCCACCCAGCCCAACCCAGCUCGCCCACCACUGUCUGAGUUCCUCCUUCAGCUUGGGCCUGAACACCACCUGCUUCUCCAACUCAACAAUGGUCACAUAGUUACACUCAGGGAUUUCAAGCCUGCCAUGCUGGUUUCAUUUGCUACCACUGGAGAGAAGACUGUUGCUGCUGUCAUGUCGCCCAAGAAUAAAACUGCUUGCAGUAUUAACCUCUUUAGUGGAGAAACUGGACGCAGACUUCUAGACACAACACUGAUUUUCAAUAUGGAUCCUAAUGGUGGGAAACCAGAGAAGCUGUAUAUACAAGCAUUCCUCAAGAAAGACGACUCUGUUGGCUACAGGGUCAUGGUGCAGACAGAAGACCACACACUCACUUUCAUCCAGCAGCCAGGGCGUGUAAUGUGGACGAGAGAGGAGGCCCUGUCAGAUGUGGUGACAAUGGAAAUGGUGGAUCUGCCUCUCACAGGAACACAGGCAGAGCUGGAGGGGGAGUUUGGCAAAAAGGCUGCCAUACAAGACGGCCUGAUGUCCAUGGUGCUUAAGAGGCUCUCCUCUCAGCUUAUCUUGCUGCAAGCUUGGAUUGCUCACCUCUGGAAGCUGUUCUACGAUGCACGGAAGCCUCGCAGUCAAGUCAAAAAUGAUGUGACCAUUGAGAACCUCUCCAGAGACGAGUUCAACCUGCAGAAGAUGAUGGUUAUGGUUACUGCAUCUGGGAAGCUCUUUGGGAUUGACAGCAAGACCGGCAGCAUUUUAUGGAGGCACUACCUGAACAACAUCUCAUCUAAUCCAGCUUUCAAACUAAUGGUGCAACGGACCACGGCACACUUCCCUCAUCCGCCACAGUGCACACUGCUCAUCAAAGACAAGGACACAGGCCUGGCCACACUCCAUGUGUUUAAUCCCAUUUUUGGAAAAACGAGUCACAUCAGCCCACCUGCCCUGACUCAGCCAAUACUUCAGUCACUCAUGCUGCCUCUCAUGGACCAGGAUUAUGCAAAGGUCUUACUUCUUGUUGAUGACCAGUACAAGGUGUCUGCUUUUCCCUCUACAAAGAAUGUACUACAGCAGCUCCAGGAGAUGGCCUCAUCCAUAUUCUUUUAUCUUAUUGACUCCAGCCAGGGAAGACUUUCUGGCUACAGGCUACGAACGGACUUGUCGACCGAGCUGAUCUGGGAGGUUGUCGUCCCAACCGAGGUCCAGAGGAUUGUCUCAGUCAAAGGCAAAAGGCCCAAUGAGCAUGUACACUCCCAGGGCAGAGUGAUGGGAGACCGUAGUGUUCUAUAUAAGUACCUGAACCCAAAUCUCCUGGCCGUGGUGCUUGAGAGCACAGACUUGCAUCAGGAGCGAAGCUUUGUCGGGAUCCUCCUGAUUGAUGGCGUGACUGGUCGCAUCAUCCACGAGGCUGUUCAGAGAAAGGCCAGAGGACCGGUGCAUGUUGUGCACUCUGAAAACUGGGUGGUGUACGAAUACUGGAGCACCAAAUCUCGCAGGAACGAGUUCUCUGUAAUUGAACUGUACGAAGGGAUGGAGCUCUACAACAGCACCGUGUUCAGCUCGCUGGAUCGGCCACACGCUCCUCAGGUGCUUCAGCAGUCUUACAUUUUCCCCUCCUCCAUUUCAACCAUGGAGGCCACACUGACCGAGAAGGGCAUCACCAGCCGCCAUCUGCUAAUUGGCUUGCCAUCUGGAGGGAUUUUGUCACUGCCCAAGAUGUUCCUUGACCCUCGGAGGCCAGAAAUAGUAACGGAGCAAAGCCGGGAAGAGAACCUGAUACCGUACGCACCAGAGCUGCUGAUCCGUACAGAGUGGUUCAUCAACUACAAUCAGACUGUAUCAAGAGUGCGAGGAAUUUACACUGCCCCCUCUGGACUGGAAUCGACCUGUCUGGUGGUGGCAUAUGGUCUCGACAUCUACCAGACACGCGUCUAUCCCUCAAAGCAGUUUGACGUACUUAAAGACGACUAUGACUACAUGCUGAUCAGUAGCGUUCUCCUCGCCCUUUUCUUUGCCACCAUGAUCAGCAAACGCCUGGCAGAAGUCAAACUGCUUAACCGGGCCUGGCGGUAAAGGAUUGGUCAAAAUCCCAUCUCUUACAGCCCCGAGGCUGCACGAAGGACCUCAGCCCGAGGAGAUGAGACGGCUGAGACCAUGCCUGUAGAAGAACACAGGCCAAAGAUCAAUAAGGCCCAUAAGAAACUGCAGGGGUGAGGGGACAGCGGGGUGGGGGUGAAAGGAGGGAUUAGAAGAGGUUUUAUGUGUUGUUUUUUUUAACUUAUUUUUGAAAGCACAACAAAUUAUUUCAUAGUAAAAUAACAUUUUUUUUUUGUGCAAUGUCAUUUUGAUUAAAUGUUCAACACAACUAAUUCCAAAUGAAUAAUACAGAUUUGGAUUUAAUAAAUUGUGGAGUUUGGAAAUUCCCACACGUGAAAGUUAGAUAUUUAAGCAAUGUUAGUUUCUUCCAAAAUAGUUUGAGGCAUUUACUCUUCAUUAGAUACUCUUACUACUCUAAUGGAGAGUGAUAAUACAUGUUGAGGUUUGAGAAAGGACAUACAGAAGACAUGCAACACACAUGAGCAUGAUUUGAUACUUUUAGCCUGCUGAAUCAAGGUGAUACCCAGAUGAAGAACUGUAUAAAGUGUAAGAAGAUCAUGCGGAAAUGACAAGAAAUGGUCAUUUAUGCUUUCCUAAAGACUUUCCCACCAAUGGCACUGUCACACUGUUGUCACCAUCACACGCUCAACAAAGGAAAAUGACCCACCAGUAGCCUCUAUUUUCUGUACAUCAGUCAUCCUGCAGCUCAUUCGCGUGAGCAGUUUUGAUCCAUUGUUGGCUACUGUUGAUGCUCCAUUAAAAUUCUUCUUGUGUCAGAA